UUGACGGAAGUCGCCUGAUCGUCGACGAGCUCCAUAGUGAUGGGUACCUACAAUUUCUACGCUAGUUUUGUGGCUUCGUAAAAAGCGACCGCGGCGAAAGUUGCUUCGAGUCAAGUUCAAUAACACAACAUAACAGUACCAACAACGUCGGAGUGCGCACCAGCUGCAUCAUCUGAGAAUAUUGCAAUAAAAAAAUUAACAGUUAACGUAUUCCAUUUGCCGAUUUACGAUUUUAUACCUGUGUCUGCAUCGCUCUUUAGUGUUUCAAGGUUAUCAACAUUGUUACCAAGUAAAUGGAUUGUUAAAGAUGAAGAGUUUCGUGAUUAUCUUCAUCACAUGCUGUGUAUGUCCUGUUGUUUUGCCGGCGAAACAUUUGCCUAAAUGGAAGAAACAGGCAUGCUCGCUGCCGGCGGUGCUGAGCGAACACAGUCACUACAUAUGCGAUGACAACGGAGAGCCCAAGUGUUUGCCCGGCUGGCAAGGAGAUAUAUGCGAUGUCCCUCUUUGUAAGAAGGGUUGCGAUCCACUACAAGGUUAUUGCAAACGCCCUGGUGAAUGUCGUUGCAAGUUGGGCUUCUAUGGCGAGCAUUGUAAUAAGUGCAUACCACUCCCGGGCUGCAUGCACGGACAUUGCAACCAGUCGUUUGAAUGCAUAUGUCGGGAAGGAUGGGACGGGCUCUUCUGUUCAGAACCAAUUUGCCGUUCGGACUGCCACGCCACUCGCGGCUACUGUGAUUCGCCUGGCGAGUGUCGUUGUAAGCUCGGCUGGUCCGGGCCCACUUGUAGAGCCUGCCAACCUUUACCUGGAUGCCAGCACGGCUACUGCGACAAGCCUUUAGAAUGCAAGUGCUUGCCUGGCUACACCGGCCUCUUGUGUCAGACGCCGAUUUGUGCAAUCGGUUGUCACGGUGAGCGGGGGUACUGCAGGCGUCCUGGUGAAUGUCGCUGUAAAGUUGGAUGGACGGGCGCCACAUGCUCGCAGUGUCAUCCGUAUCCUGGCUGUGUAAAUGGCACAUGCAAUAAACCGUGGGAGUGCAACUGCAAGCAGGGAUGGGGCGGCAUGCUCUGUGAUAAAGAACUAAAUUACUGCGAGAAAAAUGCAAACGUGUGCAAGAACGGUGGUAAAUGUCAAUCUUUAGAGGAGGAAGAUGGUAACUACAGGUGCCACUGUCCUGUCGGUGUGAGCGGUAGACACUGUGAACAUCUACCCGACAGUAUGACCACUACGCCAGCCGAUAAUUCCGAUGACGUCACCGAGACUGUCACGGAAACCACAACAACUGAGACCACCGACGCAAGUGACGAUAACGAGACUGAAUAAUCAGUGUAUACGUGUAUAUCUAUGACAGACUCAAACUCUAUGAACCAUAUCUAAACCCGUAUAACUAUCAGCCCCGGAUCUAGGGGGGACCAACAUGGGCCCCGGGCGGCAAGUUCUGGGGUAAAUUCGAACUUGGCAGAUGAAUACACAUCUGAUUAUUAAUGCACCUUUGACAACUUGACCAGUGACAGACGGACGUCAAGUGAAUUCAAUGUUUAGAUAUAACUGUUAAAAAAGCUACAAUAAUUAUGUUAAAAUGUUUAUUGUAAAAAUGUUGGACGGAAGUGGAAGGAGUCUUAAGAGGGCCAUUAAGUUUUUGACACGCCUCGAAAAAAAAUUACAAUCUGGGGCUGAUAACUAAAUUAAUAAUGUGUACCAAACGGGAGAGUUUUAAAAUAAGUACUCUAUAAACCGGUUUGAUAAAGAAACAAAUUCGAUUGAAAAAAUAUUUAAUAAUAAGUUUUUGUGAUUCUACUAUUUCUGUAUAUAAUAUGUUUAAAAAUUUAUUACAUAUUAAUACUAUUGGCGGAGAUUCGAUUACUUACUUGAUAUUUUCAUUUUAAAAAUUAGAGUCGCAAAGUUCCUGAAUUUGUUCACAGAGUUUUCGAAUAAUGUACCGUUUAAUCAAAAAUAUUACGUUUAUUUUGGUUAAUCAGUUUGAUUAUGAAUUAUUAAACAAUCAUAAUUAGGUACCCAUCUACCUACACUAAUUAGGUAAUAUAAAUUCAAAACAAUAUCCCAUUGAAUUAUUAUAUAUACAUAUAAAAGAAAAAGAAAUACUACCUAAUAGUUUUAUAUUUUCGUACAUUUUAGUUCGUCAUUAUAAAACGUUUAAGUGUAGAUCAUCGUAAUCAUAUGAGUAACCGUAUUGUAUAAUAUGUUAAAUAUAUAAGACCUAUGUAUUAUUAUUUUAAUGUAGUUAUAUAAUUGGCCAUCAAAAAUAUGAACUACAAUGUUUCCAUUAUUACCUUCCCUUUACAUCAACGCAUACUAUCUAUAGUAAUAUAGUACACUAUUUCAAAUAGAGAAUAAUCGACUAUUUACAUCAUAAUUAUCAUUAUACAUUGGUAUAUUGUCAAUCAUUGUAGGUACAUAAUAACUAUGAUAAUAUUAACAUAAACAACGAGUACGUCAAUGUAUAUGUACUAUGUUAUUUGAUAAAUAUUUUAGUUUGUUAAAUACGUGCACAAUUUUAGACUGAUAAAUCGAAUAAAUGGUAUUAUGUUUCAUCUUAGUUUAAGGUGGCGAGUGUUUGUUUAAUUUAUUUUGUAUGUGUGAAUCAGUGAAUAAAUAUAUUGGUAUAAAAGAGUUUUUUAAUGGAU
Messenger RNA from Achroia grisella, 2643 nucleotides. Its product is annotated as neurogenic locus protein delta-like. NCBI's taxonomy places the organism in Eukaryota, Metazoa, Arthropoda, Insecta, Lepidoptera, Pyralidae. Gene Ontology annotation, biological process: cell communication; anatomical structure development. Bases 308 to 1321 code for a protein of 337 amino acids. Gene Ontology annotation, molecular function: signaling receptor binding. The transcript has 6 exons. Gene Ontology annotation, cellular component: membrane; extracellular region; cell surface. The record is from RefSeq and is a predicted model, not a curated record.